Molecule: messenger RNA, 4374 nt
Organism: Symsagittifera roscoffensis
Lineage: Eukaryota; Metazoa; Xenacoelomorpha; Acoela; Convolutidae
Exons: 7
Coding region: 870-3668 (932 amino acids)
Biological process (GO): negative regulation of BMP signaling pathway
Cellular component (GO): nucleus
Molecular function (GO): DNA-binding transcription factor activity, RNA polymerase II-specific; SMAD binding; RNA polymerase II cis-regulatory region sequence-specific DNA binding
Source: RefSeq, a predicted model, not a curated record
CUAAUGGUAUUAUACAGGACGAAUUUGACGAAACUGUAUAUUUCAAAUUUACAAUUAUCCUAUCAUACCAACUAUUCCAUUUUUGUAUAAAAACCGAGAGAGAACUCUCCAACGUAAGCAGACAACUUAUUUGUAGCCAGCUGCUGUGAACCAUAUAAAUUUGCAUUUUUCGCACUCGACGUAUUUUUACUUUGCUGAGGCUUGUUUUCAGUUGUUACAGGAUGCUUGCUGUACGGCUGAAUGAAAAUUCGUUUUUACCAACCAUUGCACAGUCAAUUGAACCGACACUGCGGCGUCUUGUUUUAUCUCUUAGCUGUCUCUAAAGUAAAUUUACCAGAGCAUUCGCGAGUCGUUAGCCAAUCAGAGUACACGACUUUAGAACGACUAGACUAGCUAAGCUACUCAGCUAGACUCGUCUGUAGAACAAGACAAAUAACUGCCGCGCCGGCGAGCCGAUAGCUACUCGGUUAGAAUGACGCGUCAGUGUCUCCUAAUUUGAUUGGCCGAGACUAGACACGAGAAGCAACUGAUCAACUCGUAACGCGCCUCCUUUAAGGUCAUUGACUCUUAGUCUGCCGUGUUUCUUAAUCGUCAUUUUGUCUGUCCGCUGUGCUUACUUUGUGGUUAGAUAAAGAAAUUUCACAGGAUAAAUAUUUUUUAUCAUGUGUUUUGUCUAAUUUAUCCGUUUCAAAGCUGUUCUUUCUUCGAAGGAAGGUUUAAAGUUGAUUAAAAUACAACUUUCUGACCAUUUUAAUUUGCAAAAUUCAUUCAACAUUCGCUGCUUUAUUAAAUUCGCACAUUAAAGACCUUGUAAUUCAUUUGCUCAGCGAAGAUUUAUCGAAAUUAUUUGUUUUUGUUCAGUAGUCGAUAUGCAUUCGACUUUAGCAGCGAUGUCGACCCCUUGUCUCAUAACAGAGGAUAAAAAAUUCUUCACCCCUUCAAUUCAGCUCCACAAAAGCCUUUUACAGAACCCAGCUUACCAAGUUGCGAUUCCGGCGCUUUUGGAGCUACAUUCCGGUCGGUCUUUCACUCACAACUCAGAAAACAAGUCAAUAAAAAUGGAGGUUUCACCUCCGAAGACGAGGUCAGAAUCUUUUCCCGAGUCAGUGGUUGAUUUUAAGAUGGACAGCAUACCACAUACGACGCUCCUCAACUAUCACCCCAUUACGGCGUUUAGUGUGGGGGGCGAAUUGAGACUUUGUUUGCCACAAGUCAUGAAUUCAGUUUUGAAAAACUAUUCUCUGCAGCAGAUUGAGCACAAAAUCAACGAGCUCAACAUUUACAUUUCACGAUGCUCCAACGAGCAAGCUAAGUGUCUGAAGUUGAUCAAAGUUCUACCAGAUAGGGUUCCCUAUUGCGGACUUAUCACGAAGAGCAACGCCGAGCGCCUUGUUCACGAGCUACUCGACAAAGAAAACGAGUCGUCUUCGGGUCACGUGGACUCGGCAAAGAAGUUGAAACUAAGCAGCGAAGUAUCCGCGAAACUUUUUGGGUUCCGAGUGUAUCACGAGUGCUUCGGAAAAUGCAAGGGAACCCUAUAUCCCACUUUGUUCACCGAACCCGAGGCGAAGUGCAUCGAAUGUCUCGAGUGUAAAUUCAUAUUCGCGCCGAACAAGUUCGUCUGCCAUGCGCACAGAGGCCACGAAAGCAUCGGAAUCUGUCAUUGGGGCUUCGACUCUGCAAACUGGAGGAGCUAUAUCCAGAUCUCGAAGGACCAGGAGAAUUGCAAGGAGCUGGACGGACAUCUGGAUCAGAUGAAGGGCAAGGUGUUCGACCACCAUAACAUCUCUGCCGGCGCCGGAUCCGACACCCACCAAAGUGCAAUGGGAGGAGUCAUCAAGCGAAAGCUGGACCCUGAUUCCUCUGACAAACUGUUAAUAACCCCUAUCAUUUCUUCACAUGCCAAUAGCAACCAGCAAUCCACUGCGAUAUCCGGAAAUAAUUCAACCGUCUCCGCCGCCCACCAUCCCCACGGCACAACACCCAAAAAGAAGUUCCCCAGAGUAGACUGCGACUCGGGGUUCGGAUCCAGUCCCGACUCGAGUUCGAACAGAUCACCAUCUUCGUCGCCGCCGCCUGUUCUCACCUCGUCUUCAGCCACGGCGCUGUCGGCGCCCAGGCUCGCGACGUCGUGUUCAUCGGCAUCUUCAAUGGCAAAUUCAAUCCCUGUACAUGUUUCAAACCACUCGCAAACCACACAAUUGGCGAACGCGAUCAAAAACAAUCCUGAUCUUUACUCGCAGAUUUUUACUUCCUCCGCCGCCGGAUUGAACAAUCUGUCCGCGGGCUUAGGCUCUUUCUCUUUAGCCCCUGGAUUGCAGAAACAGCAGCAAGGUGUAAAUAGUCAAGCCAUGCAUAGCCCAAGAUCACAUUCGACACCAUAUGCUGUUAUUAAGCCGAGUGACAAAGUGGCAGCCGCUCUCCUCACGUCUCAACUCACAUUCCCAAAUGGAACAACCAUCAACACUCAACAAGACUUGCAGCGCCAUCUGAUUGCAAUAGAAGCUAACAAGGGGGCUGGAAACGUGUCCCCGGGAGCAUCUUCUGCACUGCAAAACUCCCAGUUCAAACAUCCCCCGACCCCAUCCGCCAUCCAACACGCAUCCUCUCAAAGCAACAACGUUCAUAACUCGGGAUCCCUGCAAACAUCUCCGGCGGGUGGCGGACACAUCGGCUCAGCCCCGUCGGUCAUCAUCCCGCCCCACCUAUCCCCCCACCAAGGCCACGUGACUGCACUGGGACUUGUGCAUGGUGUCCCAAAUGUGGUUGCAGGCACUGUAGGGUCGGCAGUUUCGACGGAUCUUGUGUCGCCUGAGCUGCGCAUGAUCAGCCAGGCAAUGGAAGUUACAAUUGCUAAGAUCAAUGCUCAUUGCACUCCCAAUGUCAAACUACAUCUGGACCAGUUGGUCGAACUGCUAAAAGAGCAACAGAAGCAAUACUUGAAAGACUUCGCAAUGACACAUCAGGAAAACGAGCGUCUGAGCAUGGAGCUUAAAAUCAGAGAGAAAGAAUUAUCCGAGGCCAAGAAUGCUCUUUCCAAAGUGAGAAAUGAUCUUCAGCAUUCAGACAUCGAACUACACAACGAAAAGACUCUCCGAUUCAGAAACCAAAUUGAUCUGGCUCAAGUUCUGAGAAACCAGCAAGCACUUGGAACCUACAACUCAGUCAUUUUCCAACAGCAACACAAACUGCAACAGAGCUCGAUCUUGCAAUCAGAUGCAAUUCUCGCCGCCAAAGGAAAUAUUACGUCAUCGAGUCCAGCAGUCACUUCGAUAUGCUAUGACGUCAUUACAUCUGCAUGCUCCAAAGCCGAGCCAGAUUGGUCUUCGUUGUCGCCAGCGAGUGUAAACUCAGUCGGAACACCGACACCAUCGCCGAAAGUCGAGGCUUCGACCGAAUGUCCGAGAACAUCGCCCAGAUGUGAAAGCGAAGAGCGAACGCCCACGAAUGGAUCUCCAUUUUCAAAUCACCUUCCGAAUUCAUCCAAAACUGAGGCUAAAACUGGAAGGAAUUCGUUGCAGACGAAUAGGGAAGAAAUCGAAAAUGAUGCCGAGACAAGAACGAGAAGUCCUCCGCCGACUCGUGAUGACGACGAGUCUACCCGAGGAACGCCAUCGCCUUCGCACAGCACUGAAUCAUCAUCGCAACUUUUGAUCGUUGAUUGCUGAGCUAAUCGAGCGCUAGUUCGAAAUCGUCACAAUUAAUGCACAGACGAAUGCGAUUUGAAAGUGGGAUUGGAAAUCGGAAUAAAACUUUGUUGAAAACUCAUUUAGCUUAAUUUACCCUAACUUGUCAUAGACCUUUCUGGGCUUCAUUAAAAACCAUCUGGCAUGGAUUAAUGUAGCAAAUUCGAAAAAUUCUGAUAAAACUUUUAUUUAUGUUGUUUAUUACAAAAUUGCGAGUUAUUUUUUAUAGUUUGUGUUUUAAUGUAUAACCAUUUGGCAUUACCUUUUUUCUACCUCAGUUCAGAGUUUGCUUAGUGUAAUCUAAGUUAUGUUUAUUCUUCUAAAGUGCAACGUGGUGAUUUAUGAUUUGUUAAAUUAUCUCCCCAAAUUGUUGAACUUUCGUUUCUCAAGGCGCGGCUUCUAUUCUUUUCUCUUGAAGGUGAAGUGAUGAAUAAAGAAAUAUCAUCCCCGCCUAAUCCCCCCCCCCCAUCCACCCAUCAAGCUUUGCUAUGUUGUCACCUAGUAUGAUAACUUCAAGUUAUGAAGUUAUCAUACAUUACCUACCCUUCCUUUGAGUUUAACUGUGCCCUUCAAUAUUGGUGUUUAGUUUACUCGAUUAGAUGAUAGGACUAGCAACAGCUCAUAGAAUACUAUUGUGUUAUUUAUAAAAUCCCUGAUAUUAUGAUGGAUUCUAAUUUACUGUCUUAAA